CUGGUGAGAGGAGAGAAGUUACACGCAUACUAAGAGCCCAGCCCAACAAUUAGCGGUAUCACGCAUGAGCAGCUCGCCAAGGGUGUUGCACUUUAGUGCUUUUCAUUAAACUGGUAUCUGUCUCAACUCAAAGACACUCUCUUCCACCAGCGACACCUUCACCAGACGCAGUCUGAUACUGUUUUGGGUGAGAUUGUUGAGCACUGGGAUUAUAACCUAAAAGGUCAAACAUUAUUAUCUCCCUGCAACUCAGUACUCAACACAAAGGAUGUGUGUCUGAAACAUAUAUCAUGUGCUCAUUGUCAGCUUCCUCUGCAGGUAAACUAAGAAAGGUACACUGGAUACACACACACACCAACACAGACUCAUUCAUCCCUUCCCUCCCUCCAGACUCAUUAUUGCUUCCCUGACCUGAACCUGAACGUUAAUCUUGGCCCAGCACCAAUAUUAUAGUGACAUUCAAUUAACUGCUGACAACUCAUAACACUGUAUUCAAGUGGGGUUCGUUGGAACAUAUGCUGAGAUUGAGCUCCUCACCACCAGCUCAGCUCUCCCACCACCACCAGUGACAGGGGAGAUGGUCCAGUACUCUAGAGCCAGUGGAAAAGCAGCCAUGUCGUCAAACACCACAGGAGCCGGUUCGAGGCGAGGUUUUUUUCUAACGAUGGAAGAUCACAGGGUCAAGGGGAGCGGAGGGAACAUGAGGAGCCCACUCAUCUUCAUCCCCUUGAUUGACGUGGAGUUGGGUGAGUGACAGUGCCAAGCUGGCAGAGGUGGUGCUUCAGUGGUAUGAGAGAAAGGAGUGUGUGAGGUGGUCAGAUGUGUCCUCUCUCUGUGAGCAGAUUGGUUUCAACCAGCUAUCCGAAGCAUUAGCACUGCUUACAUCACCAGGGCUCUCCCAGUCAAAGAUGAUCCAGAGGUGGAGCUCCCAAUUUCAGACCAGACUCCCGCCCCAGCUCUGCCCCCAAGCAAAGCCACAUCGGGUGAUAACGAAGGGGCUCCACCCAUUCCCCACACAGGGCCUUGAUCUGUGGUAAUGAAGGAGCUCCAGCCAUCCCUCCACACAGUGUUUUCUCUAGAGAGGACCGAGAUUGAUUAUGGUGAAGGGACUCCCCCACCUCCACUUCCUCCUCCCCUAGCCCCUGAGGAUAUUGAUUAUUGAUGACGAUGGUCAUACGUUUACAUAAAGUCGUUAGUUAGUCAUACGAGGAUCUGUAAGACUACAGCAUUUGUUGUGUUUAUCUUUGACUGUACUAUAUGAGUAUUCUCAGCUGCCUAUGAAUUAAUAAUAAUAA
Geodia barretti is the source of this 1295-nucleotide messenger RNA. Lineage: Eukaryota; Metazoa; Porifera; Demospongiae; Tetractinellida; Geodiidae. The record is from the annotation of a GenBank genome assembly.